Messenger RNA from Camelina sativa (false flax), 842 nucleotides. RefSeq names its product zinc-finger homeodomain protein 14. Gene Ontology annotation, cellular component: nucleus. The record is from RefSeq and is a predicted model, not a curated record. Lineage: Eukaryota; Viridiplantae; Streptophyta; Magnoliopsida; Brassicales; Brassicaceae. Gene Ontology annotation, biological process: regulation of DNA-templated transcription; regulation of developmental process. Gene Ontology annotation, molecular function: DNA-binding transcription factor activity; transcription cis-regulatory region binding.
CAACUAAUAAGCAUAUGUAAGUACAAAAGCUUAAAGCAGUAAGUAACCAAUAAUUUCUUUUGUAACUCCCAACUCUUUCUGACACAAACAACAUCAUAUCAUAUCUUAAACUCAAAACCAAAACUAAACUCAUUACUCUGAAAAAAAAUCAAAAGUCUCUCUCUCUUCUAAUCAAUUAGGAGAGCAAAUAAGAUGCAGAGUUCUUGUGUCUACCGAGAAUGCAUGCGCAACCACGCCGCAAAGCUCGGCUCUUACGCCAUCGAUGGCUGCCGUGAAUACUCUCAAUCAGUCACCGGCGAUCUAUGCGCCGCCUGUGGUUGCCACCGCAGCUACCACCGUCGCGUCGAAGUAAUAUCUUCUGCUCAAAUCAGCCACACGCGCUUCCCUUUCAUGAGCUUGAGGCGCGUGAAGCAGCUCGCGAGGCUGAAAUGGAAAACGGCUGAGCAGAGAAAAGCGGAUGUUGAUGAUGAGGAGGAGGAGGACACGGAGGAGACUUCGACGGAAGAGAAGAUGACGGUGCAGCGGCGGAGUAAGUCGAAGUUCACGGCGGAGCAAAGGGAAGCGAUGAAAGAUUUUGCGGCGAAGAUAGGAUGGACGUUGAAGGAUAAGAGAGCAAUUAGAGAAGAGAUAAGAGUCUUCUGCCAAGGGAUUGGUGUUACUCGUUAUCAUUUUAAAACUUGGGUUAACAAUAAUAAAAAGUUUUAUCACUAAUUAACUAGUAUUGUAAUCAUUAAUUGAUGUACUAGUAGUACUAGUAUAAUUUAGUUCCAUUUCAUUUUCAACCCCUCCUUAAUCUCUAUGAUUAUAUAAUUUUAAUGGAUUGGUAGUGUUUUAAUGUGUUU